This is a messenger RNA of Folsomia candida, 1279 nucleotides long. RefSeq names its product phospholysine phosphohistidine inorganic pyrophosphate phosphatase. The transcript is spliced from 5 exons. Gene Ontology annotation, cellular component: cytosol. The record is from RefSeq and is a predicted model, not a curated record. Bases 256 to 1113 code for a protein of 285 amino acids. Lineage: Eukaryota; Metazoa; Arthropoda; Collembola; Entomobryomorpha; Isotomidae. Gene Ontology annotation, biological process: dephosphorylation. Gene Ontology annotation, molecular function: phosphatase activity; inorganic diphosphate phosphatase activity.
UGUUGAGCAAGUUGAUGCAUCAACUCAGGAUCUGCAGCUGUUUGCUUGCUUGUUACAUAACUUGCAUUUAAUUCUAAACUUCAAAUUUUGAAGCACACGAAAUAUACUUAAAUUAUUUAAAUAGCUCGAAGAUAUAAAUGAUAUAGCUAUAUUAUAUUAAUCACAAAUAAGCAUAUAAGUUAUUCAGUCAUUGUGUAUUAGUCCGGCAGAAAUUUUUUAGGGGUUCAGCAACAGCACAAUUUAUCUUAAGUAAUUAUGACAUCGAUGUCUUGGGCUGAAGGGAAGCCAAUUAAAGGUGUUCUGUUAGACAUUUCGGGCGUUCUCCGAGAUGGACAUGAAGCAAUUGCUGGGUCGGUUGAUGCAUUCCAUAAGUUGAUGAAAUCGGGGUUAGAGGUCCGCCUAGUAACAAACGAGUCGCAGGUUACACGCCAAGGAAGUUCGGAUACGUUGCAAAGCUUAGGUUAUCAAGGUGUCCUGUUAGAAAAUAUCUUUGCUCCUGCGCCUUUGCUAGCGAAGGAAUUGCUAAAACAUGGACAUCGUCCCCAUCUACUCGUUCAUCCUAAAGUCAAACCAGAAUUUGAUGCAGUUAUUGAUCAAAUUUCUCAAAGUGAAGGUGAAACUGACCCCACCUGUGUCGUAAUUGCUGAUGCGGCCGAAUACUUUACCUAUGAAAGUAUGAACACUGCAUUUCGUAUUUUACUGUCCAUGCAGCAAAAAGGAUUGGACCCUAAACUGUUUACACUUGGGAGAGGUCGAUACUACAAAGAAAACGGUCUCCUCUGGAUGGAUGUGGGACCAUUUGUAACCGCAUUGGAGUAUGGGCUGGAUAUUAAGGCUGAGUUAUUUGGAAAGCCGUCCCCUGUCUUUUUUCAUACAGCGUUGUCAUCCUUGUCGUCGGAUGGUGAAAUUUCAGCGGAUGAAGUCGUCAUGAUUGGUGACGACAUUAUUGGCGAUGUACAAGGAGCUAUGGACGCUGGGAUGCGAGGUGUGCUGGUUCGAACGGGAAAAUUUAGACCAGAGGAUGAAAAUCAUCCCACAAUUAAGCCAAGUGGAAUUGUGGAUAAUUUAGCGAGUGCUGUUGAUAUGAUAUUGCGUGGCUGUAAUACUAAUUAGUGGUAAUUAGAAUUAACUAGACAAUCAAGUAAUAUGACAAAAAUAUGACGUGGUACACCUGCAUGCAUAAAGUCCACAUACAUGUACAUACACAUCGACAUGAUGAAGAUCUGAUUUCGCAAAGUAUUUUUCCAAAAAUAUUAAAUAAAUUUAAAUUGGAAAAUUA